GCGGAAGUAGAUGCGAAAUCGAAAGCCGAUUGGAUAAUUCCAAAAGGGGCGGAAGGACGGCUGAAGAAGGAAUCGAAGGCUUUGUGUAUGUUGUUGUUGUUGUUGUUUAUAAGGCGGGCUUCUUCGGGAGUGACAUUGCAGAGCAACCAUGAUUGUUUUACCACCAGGACUGACGGAAGAAGAAGAAGCUCUACAGAAGAAGUUUGCCAAACUCAAGAAAAAGAAAAAGGCCCUCAUGGCCUUAAAGAAGCAACAGAGUUCAACCAGCCAAGCCAGCCAGGGAGGAAUUAAACGCUCCAUCUCAGACCAGCCCAUAGUGGAUACAGCGACCGCUACAGAGCAAGCCAAAAUGCUGGUGAAAACAGGGGCCAUUAGCGCCAUUAAAGCUGAGAACAAGAACUCAGGAUUCAAGCGCUCUCGCACUCUGGAGGGGAAGCUGAAAGAUCCAGAGAAAGGGCCAGCCCCGACUUUCCAGCCUUUUCAGCGAAGCAUCUCUGCAGACGAUGAUUCCCAAGAGACAUGGCGCCCCCAGAGGAAAUCUCUCUAUGAAAGCUUUGUGAGCUCCAGUAAUCGCCUCCGAGAUCAAGAGAAGGAAUCAGAGGUGAGCAGGGAUCCAGACAAGGACUCAGAGCGGAGUGAAAACUUGCCUGGUUAUGAGUGGGACUAUGAUCGGGAUCGCAGCCGGGAUAGAAGUAGAGAUCGAGACCGAGAAAGAGAUCGGGACCGGGAGAGAGACCGGGAUCGAGAACAUGACCGGGAGAGAGACAGAGAUCGGGACCGAGACCGAGACCGGGACAGAGAGGGCAGCUUUCGCCGAUCAGAUUCUUUCCCAGACCGCCGUGUCCCACGCAAAGGCAAUACGGUGUUUGUGUACGGGGCUGACAUGAAUCAGAACAUGCUGCGUACCUCUUUUGCAGCCUUUGGGAACAUCAUUGAUCUCUCCAUGGACAACCCCCGCAACUGUGCUUUUGUCACAUAUGACAAACUGGAGUCUGCGGAUCAAGCCGUUGCUGAGCUCAAUGGCACCGUGGUAGAGAAUGUACAGUUGAAGGUCAGCAUUGCCCGAAAGCAACCAAUGUUGGAUGCAGCUCUUGGAAAAUCUGUCUGGGGAUCUUUGGCUGUGCGGUACAGUGCGAAGGGCUCUCACCGAGACAAGCGUUCUCAGGUUGCCUUCAGCGAGGACAUGCUCUGAGGCCGCCGGUGUGUAGCCAUUUCCAUUUGAGUGGUGGAGCCUUUUUCCUUUUGCUGUGCUUUUUAGUCAAGUUGCUAAAAUAAACAUGAGCUGUUUGUUUGUUUUUGA
Molecule: messenger RNA, 1300 nt
Organism: Sceloporus undulatus (fence lizard)
Lineage: Eukaryota; Metazoa; Chordata; Lepidosauria; Squamata; Phrynosomatidae
Gene: NELFE
Product: negative elongation factor complex member E
Exons: 11
Coding region: 149-1192 (347 amino acids)
Biological process (GO): negative regulation of transcription elongation by RNA polymerase II
Cellular component (GO): NELF complex
Molecular function (GO): RNA binding
Source: RefSeq, a predicted model, not a curated record